Molecule: messenger RNA, 727 nt
Organism: Paramuricea clavata
Lineage: Eukaryota; Metazoa; Cnidaria; Anthozoa; Malacalcyonacea; Plexauridae
Source: the annotation of a GenBank genome assembly
AUGGUUCAUGCGAUUCGAAAAUCUACUGAUUGCACUCGAUAUAAAAGACAAGAAAGAAAACGAGCGUUAUUAUUAUACUAUAUCGGUGAAAGUACUCUAAAUAUCUUUGAAACACUGCCCGAGACAGGCACAGAAGACGACUAUGACGAAGCGUGUCAAGCUUUAAAUGAACACUUUAAACCUCGCAAGAAUACAUCGUUUGAAAUAUUCAAGUUCAGGAAAACAAACCACCUUGUUGACGAAACUCUCGAUCAAUACCAUGUACGACUCGUCCAGAAAGCUAAGUACUGUGAAUUCUCAAACUUAGAUACUGAGAUAAAAGCUCAAAUUGAGCUAGGGACCAAUUCCAAACAACUUCGACGAUAUGCUUUCCGCAAACCAAAACUGACUUUGGCUGAACUCUUAGACUAUGGACAGACACUUGAAACUGUUGAAGAAGAUGCGAGCGGAAUUGAGCAAAAUAUGAAUGAAACACCAAUGAAAGAUAUCCACGCCGUACGACGAAAUCCGGCUGCUACAACACCUAAGAAAAUAUGUUUCUUUUGUGGAUUAAGCUGGCCACAUGUGAAUGUUUGUCCGGCAAAAGGGAAAACAUGCAACCAUUGUCACAAGCAAAACCAUUUUGCACGAUGUUGUAAAUCGAAAAUUUCAGCUGGACAGCGUGAAAAUAAGCUUCCUCAGAAAUCCAAUGAACGAAGAUCCCAAGUGAAACAAAUAGACGAACAAG